Molecule: messenger RNA, 3474 nt
Organism: Salvelinus fontinalis (brook trout)
Lineage: Eukaryota; Metazoa; Chordata; Actinopteri; Salmoniformes; Salmonidae
Product: proto-oncogene Wnt-3
Exons: 4
Coding region: 383-1450 (355 amino acids)
Biological process (GO): canonical Wnt signaling pathway; neuron differentiation; cell fate commitment
Cellular component (GO): extracellular region
Molecular function (GO): frizzled binding; cytokine activity
Source: RefSeq, a predicted model, not a curated record
CCCUUUAAUAUCGGGCCUGUGGAUGAGGCAUCCUGAGAGAGAGAAAAACAUAUCUACCUCAGGAAAGAACCUCAUAGAGAGGGAGGGAAGGAAGGAGAGAACGGGUAGGAGUGUGUGUGUGUGCGUUUGUAUAUGUGUGAGAGAGAGAGACACUUACUCUCCUAACUACUAGGAGACAGACACAUUUUCCUGUCCAGACUCAAAGAAGGGGGAAAACAGGAGGAAGUUUUUUUUUUUUUUGCUUCAAUUUGAUUUCAAUUUUCCCGUCCCUCAACAAUCAAGCUUUUCCUAAAGCUUCUCCUCCAGGAAGUCUGUUCUUCAUUCCCAAUUGGAAACUCUACGUAUUGAUCCAUUUCCACUCUACCACCACAAGGCAUACCUCAUGGAUUUGUUCCUGAUUGGAUAUAUGAUGUGUGUGUGGUUGUCCAGCUGGCGGGUGCUUGGAGGCUAUCCCAUCUGGUGGUCCCUAGCCCUGGGGCAGCAGUACUCGUCUCUGGGCUCCCAACCCAUUCUGUGCGGCUCCAUCCCUGGCCUGGUGCCCAAGCAGCUGCGCUUCUGUCGCAACUACAUCGAGAUCAUGCCCAGCGUGGCCGAGGGCGUGAAGCUGGGCAUCCAGGAGUGUCAGCACCAGUUCAGGGGCCGGCGUUGGAACUGUACCACCAUCAAGGACAACCUAGCCAUCUUUGGCCCUGUGCUGGACAAAGCGACCAGAGAGUCGGCGUUCGUCCACGCUGUCGCCUCAGCGGGGGUGGCGUUUGCUGUGACUCGGUCCUGCGCCGAGGGCACAUCCACCAUGUGUGGCUGUGACUCCCACCACAAGGGUCCCCCGGGGGAGGGCUGGAAGUGGGGCGGCUGCAGCGAGGACGCCGAGUUCGGGGUGCUGGUGUCCAGAGAGUUUGCCGAUGCCAGAGAGAACCGUCCUGACGCGCGCUCUGCUAUGAAUCGGCACAACAACGAAGCAGGACGCACGACCAUCCUGGACCACAUGCACCUGCGCUGUAAAUGCCAUGGCCUGUCGGGCAGCUGCGAGGUGAAAACAUGCUGGUGGGCGCAGCCCGACUUCCGCAUGCUGGGCGACUACCUGAAGGACAAGUACGACAGCGCCUCGGAGAUGGUGGUGGAGAAGCACCGCGAGUCGCGCGGCUGGGUGGAGACGCUGCGCGCCAAGUACGCCUUCUUCAAGCACCCCACGGAGCGCGACCUGGUCUACUACGAGGGCUCGCCCAACUUCUGCGAGCCCAACCCAGAGACGGGCUCAUUCGGCACGCGCGAUCGCGCCUGCAAUGUGUCCUCGCACGGCAUCGAGGGCUGCGACCUGCUCUGCUGCGGCAGGGGCCACAACACUCGGACUGAGAAGCGCAAGGAGAAGUGCCACUGCAUCUUCCACUGGUGCUGCUACGUCAGCUGCCAGGAGUGUGUGCGUGUCUACGACGUGCACACGUGCAAGUGAGAGCCUGUGCGCUCGCUUGGACAGAAUGAUGGACCACAGCGGCCAUCGCAGACAUACAGGCACACUGCAGUCAUCGCAUGCAUACAGACUUAAGUACAGACAGACACCAAUGGGGAAUGGCAUUUCUGUACUGGAACUCUAUACUUCUGGACCCUUGUAAUAAAAAUGUCCCUCAUAUCCUUCUUCCAAGCCCUGCGUCCCAUAUGUAGGUCCAUUUCCAUUGGAACAAGCUCAGUCAGUUUGACCAGUUCCCAUUCCUACAGCAUUGGGCCAUGACCCCUUUAUUUAUUCCCCCCCCCCACGGCUGUGGUACCUAACGUGAAAUCAUUGCAGUAACCGAUGACUUUCCAGACCAUUGCUAUCGAAUGGACAUCUUUUUAACUAACACCUGAUUUCACCAGUCAAAUCACCUGGCUGGUCAACUAUUGUGAACUAAAGCAGUUCCCCAACGUCACUCCUCAAUCCAAACAGUACUGAACACACGGCGGCAGCCCAGGAACCUACCACUUAACUACUGAGCGGGCUGUUUCUGGACCCUGCCCUUCUAAACUAAGCUACUGAGCUGGUGAAAUCUCCACUUUCCCAACCCCUGUACUGCAGCAGUCACCUAGCUGAGACGCCUGGAAGAUGUGCUAGAGCGUGACUUUAUAGCCCCACAUUUCUGAAAUAUUAGCAAUGGGCCGGGACUGGAGGUGGUAUGCAGGAAGGGACAUGUGCACGAAACAAACAUGCUUGUUCCCACUCACGGACAUUUCUGCACCUGUAUGCACUAUUCAGCUGUACACAAACUGUCUGGACGAGGUGAAACUUUAGCAAUUGUUAUUUAUGAGAGCAAAUGCAUUCUUCUUGUUGAUCUCAAGAUCAGAUAGACUUUUCUGGAAUUUCCCUUACAGUAUUUGAGGAAAUUAUAAUGAUAUGUCAUAUAGAAGAAAACAUUCGCAACCAACAACAGGUAGAGGGUUCAGGUUUAAGAGACCGUACUUCAUUGGAUUAAGAUUGAAUUCCUUGAUCACCAGGUCAUUUUGCACUUGCAAUAGGCCCAAUGCUAAUGAAUAAUUAUACUAAUAGCGGGUCGUACUACAACAAUGAGAUUAUAAUUCUAUCUAACACACUGGCGGUCCAUUUCAUUAGGUUCCUCAUAGCGCUGGGAAGUCCUUGUUCUAAGCUAAACCCUACUCACCAGUGAAAUGUGACGACAAGUGGAGAACGCAGACAGUGUCAAGUCUUCAAUAGCCCCCUUUCCUCAUCUCCUUCCCUUAAUUGCCACUGACGUGAAAUGUCUUGACAAUAGAAGCAAUAUGUUGGAAACUUGUUCAGAGACGACGUGUCCGUGGGAAACAAAUGGAGGAGACGAGGGUAAGAAGGUUAUGUAGCCUAUUGGGAUUACAGCUGAUGUGAGCGAACGUGUGUUUGUGCUGACUGCCAGUGACAGGGGUGUGAGGGUUAGGGGGAGGGAUGGCAGGCACGUGGGGUAAACGGCGAGAGGUUUCUACACAUGUUCCGACAGUCCUACGUGCUUCCUAUUCAUUAUAUUUAACAAAAAUACAAUUUACCCAGGUAGUAUAGGCUCCUCUGUGACAUACGGUAGCUUAGCAACUGCGUCACCCUCUAAAAAGCCCUCCCUACCAGGGCACGUUGUCGUUCCUUCCUUUCCUGCCCGCUAUAUCCAAAGUUUUGUACAAAGGUUUUAAAGUUAAUAAUUCCCUUUUUAUUUUAUAAUCUGAAAAUGUUAUGUUUUUAUAAAUAUUAUUUAUUAUACAAUGUGUAUAUAUCUGAACUAAGAUUAUAUAUUUGAAGAACAAAUGACUGUCUCAUGCUUUUGCUUCUUAGCCAUAGGUACUUUACUAAUCUUUUCAGUUUGUAAGCAUCGAUUCCUCUACACUUCCUUACCAAAUCAUGUAUAUAUAGACAUUGCACAUAACACUUUUGAACUCAUUUUUAAAUGGCAAGCUGCGAUGGUGUUCCAAACUGUGAUAGACAGUUAUCCAUGCUUAAUAAAUAGUCCGAUCCUCACUAUAACUCAA